This is a messenger RNA of Mollisia scopiformis, 762 nucleotides long. RefSeq lists its product as uncharacterized. The record is from RefSeq and is a predicted model, not a curated record. The annotation marks the transcript as partial. Gene Ontology annotation, molecular function: pyridoxal phosphate binding. Gene Ontology annotation, cellular component: intracellular anatomical structure. The transcript has 3 exons. NCBI's taxonomy places the organism in Eukaryota, Fungi, Ascomycota, Leotiomycetes, Helotiales, Mollisiaceae.
GACCCCUCCCGCGCCUCCGCCCUCUCCUCAGCCCUCAAAUCCAUCCAACAGCGCAUCUCAACCGCCGCAAAAGGACGGAGCGUCCGCUUAGUAGCGGUCUCGAAACUCAAGCCCGCGAGCGAUAUCCUGGCGCUGUAUAACGAGGGGCAGCGGCAUUUCGGGGAGAAUUACGCGCAGGAACUGUUGGAGAAGGCGGCGGUGCUGCCAAGGGAUAUUAGGUGGCAUUUUAUUGGGGGGUUGCAGUCCAACAAAUGCAAACCCCUAACCUCCACCCUCCCAAACCUCUUCCUCGUCUCCUCAGUCGACUCCCCAAAGAAAGCCACCCAACUCGACAAAGGCCGUUCCGAACUCUCCCCCUCCCCCGACUCACCCCUCAACAUCCACAUCCAAAUCAACACCUCCAACGAAUCAUCGAAAUCAGGCGUCUCACCCGGCUUCGAAGCCACUGCACUCGCUAAACACAUCAUCGAUACUUGCCCAAAUCUCAAUCUGCUAGGCGUGAUGACGAUCGGCGCUAUUGCGAGGAGUCAAGAGGGCGGCGAGAAUGAGGAUUUUGCGACGUUGCUUAGGGAGAGGGAUAGGUUGGAGGAGGAAUUGGGGGAGGGGUGGAAGGGGAGGUUGGAGUGUAGUAUGGGGAUGAGUGGGGAUUUUGAGGAGGCGGUUAGGGGUGGGAGUGGGGAGGUUAGGGUGGGGAGUACGAUUUUUGGGGAGAGGCCGAGGAGGGAGGAUUUUGUUGUUAAGGGGGAGGUUGAGGGUGGGAAG